AUGUCUGAGUUUGGUCUUAUUUGUAGCCCGUUUCGUUCCACCACCAGCAUUGAAAACAUAUCCGCUGGACGACGCUCUCGACGACGAGCUCCCUUUCCAUCUCGUCAAGACCACUCAUCCAAGUCAUUAUAGGGCGUAAUCGACCGUAGCCACCCCUUGGUACCGUCUACAACUCUGGAGGUCCUGGCGCUUACAUAACAAGGGUGCUCACCCGCUGGAAUGGCCCAACAGCGACCAAGACAUAGAGUCAAUUCUGCUACCGAUUCCUCUGUCCUUACUCGUAGAAAGUUCCACUCUCGUCGUGGCCCUCAUUCGCGCAGGCGCAUAUUCACUGUUGCUAAUACAUACCCGACUUCGCGCGUGUCAGUCGCGUCAAGCGCUUCCCCACCGGAAUCAACGCGAGCCAUCCUGGUCCCUUUGCAAUUCAACCUUCGACGUCUUCCUUCCAGACUUUUCUCACAAUCGGAGCCAAAGGAGGACAUGCAAGAUGUAGCUCAAGUGGGAACAAAGCGGAAACGCGUCCCGAGUGGAAAUGAGAAUACUCAGGCCACCCGUGGCUCGCGUACGGCUGGACAUCGAGUCAAAAGACGCAGAGCACUUCGUGACUCCAGUGACGAAGACUCAAGCGAGAUGGAGGUAGACGGACAAAAUUACUGGGAGGUUUCUGACAAUUCAGACGACGCAGGCACAUUGGACUCUUCUGCAAAUUACCUGAUAAACGAAGCACCUCCUCGGAAUCUUCUUCGUCUGCGCAAGGACGAACUCGUCCGUAUAUAUUUGCUAGCCGGCUUGACGGAAGAUGCCGAGCUCCUCACCAAACCUGAAAUCGUUGACUGUCUCAUUGCUGCUCGUGACGAUCUAGCUUCUCUUCCUCCUUCCUCGCCUUCUGGUCCUACCGACAGCGCUUCAAGCGAUUACUCCUCCGAUGGUGGAAAUAUCGCAGGAGGGGAAGAAACUGACUUCGGUCUGAGAUUGAGAAAUGGGCUUGUGCGGCGUGCCACUGUGAAUGACCUGGGGAAGGUUGCUCAUCGAGCAGGUCCUGAGCGCUGUUUUUCCCUUGGAGAGAUUGACCGGAGGGAUAGAGCUGUCAAGAAGAAACCUUCCAUCGUUCUCAAAACAUCUGUACAGCCCAUCACGCGAAGGCGGGGUUUGAGUAAUGCUAGCUCGAAUCACUCAUCGCCCUCAUCUUCGGUCCAGCCCUCUAUGCUGCCUUCUCCGCCAGCCACUCGUUUACGUUCACGCAAAGCAUCGAAUGAACAUCCACCGCCCGCACCUUUAUCUUCAACCUCAAGCAAAGGUAAGGGUAAGGCCAAGCAAGUCGAGUUCAGUAACGAUGUUCAGGUGGAGCCCAUAUACCCGGACGUAGAUCAAGACAGUGACCUCACCGACCUCACCGAGGUAGAGGAAUCCUUUGUGCCAACAACGCCAAGCCCUCGGCGCCUACGUAGCAAGCCUGAAAAACGUCGUUCAAGCAGUCAAAAUAGUAGAUCGGGCGAUGAAGGGCUAUCAUUACCGGAUCUUGGGAAAAGGGUCACGCCCAUGCGGAAGGCAAAAGGAAGGGUGACUUCUUUGAAGGAAGAGAGCACAGAGGAAGAAGAUGAGCUAGAGGCUAGUGAUGCCGAUGACCAUACAGCGGAAGAGCUAGAUGCACCGUCACUGCCCACACCAAAGGCAUCGAGAGUCAGGCGAACGCCAAUGAAGCGGCGAUUGCGCUCGCGCCGAUCGGAGAUGCUUACGCCACCUAGCGAUGGUGAUGACGAAGGCAGUGGGGAUGAGAGUAUUGACAUUGAGCAAAGCGUUGAUGGCGCUUCAGAGGAAGAGGAAGAAGGCGAUGAUGCAACGGUGCGCCAAGGUAGUGAAGCCGGAGAUGAGGAUGAUCCUUUCUCUCAACCGAGGACAUUGAGGAGUGGGAAGGUGGUCGGAGAGGAUCUCUUCGAAGAUGGCUUACCAGAGCUUACAGACGAAGAUGAGGGUAGUUCUCAAGAUCAGGAUGCCGCAAGUAUUGAUCUCGACGCUGAAGGCGAUACGGAGGAGAGCGAGGAUAAUGUAGAGGAGGGUGAAGACAUACGGGAACUAAGCGAGGAUAGGGACGAGCUCAUGAAUGACGACAUUGAUCUGAGUGAGGCUACCACGAAGACACUUGUUCGUUUGCGGCGGGAUGAUCUCGUUAGGCUUUGCGAGGCUCGCAAUCUUGAUGCGAGUGGUACCAAACCUCAGUUGGCAGAGGCUCUCUUGCAAUGGAGAGACCAGCACUUGAAAGAAUUCGCACCAUCACCCUCCCCGACGCACACCCCUCGACCGCCCUCAACGACACGGCCCCGCCCAAGGCGGAGAACUCGCAGUAAGAGCACUAGCAAGACACCGCCAGUUCUCAUGCGUUCGCAACGGGUGCACAAGGACGGGCCCGUCACUCCCCCCUUAACAUCCCAUAACAAGGAAGCUGAGGCCGAACUUGAGCUCGACUUAGAAAGUUUGGGGCUGCAUGAUCGGGAGAUCCCACCAGAGAAACUGACCAAACUGGAAAAGAUUGGCAGUGGCGGAUUCAAGGAUGUCUUCAUCGGCAAGUUCAAGGGUAGGAAAGUGGCUAUUGCCGAAUUCCGUGGACAACUCAGUGCUAUGGACAUUAAGGAGCUCAAGCUACUUGGUGACUUUGAUCACCCUAAUAUUGUCAGAUUCCUUGGAGUCAGCAUACCUGAGAAUACCAAGGAGACACCGGUGAUGAUUGUCAGUGAGCUUUGUUCCAAUGGCGAUCUAUUUGACUACAUCCGGAAUGUUCCUCCGCCGACGCUUUACCGUGCAUUAUGCAUCAUGCUUGACAUCGCUCGUGGCCUUGCCUACCUUCACACUCGGAAGCCGUCUGUCAUUCAUCGUGAUUGCAAAUCGUCCAACAUCCUCAUCACUUCCAAGGGCGUUGCAAAGAUUACCGACUUUGGUCUUGCAAAGGUUAAACAAUCGACCAGGUCGAUGGUUCGCAGCUUAGUUGGCACAGUCAACUGGCAAGCGCCUGAACUCUGGCACGCUCAUCCGAAGUACAAUCAUAAGGUGGAUGUUUUCUCCUGUGCCAUGGUGUUCUGGGAGAUCCUUCAAUGGCACAACCCGGAGAAGAAGUUCCCAUGGGAGGGUAUGAACGAACACGCAAUCUAUGAUGCCGUCGGCGCCAAACAUCAAAGGUACGCUUGCUUUCUUGUUCUCAGCUUUCAUUUCAUCAGCACUAAAGAUGCAUUUGUUUCUCUUUCUACAGACCUUCUGUCCAAGGCUUGCGCAAACAAUGGUGUCCAGAGAUUGUCGACCUGAUUGAGCGUAUGUGGGCUCAAGAUCACCAAGAUAGGCCGACUAUGACCGAGGUCGUUCAAGAGUUGGAAAGGCUGGUUCAAAAGUACCGGUGAUUUGGCCAUUCCUUCCUCUCGUUCUUCGAUUCCUUCGUCUGUGCUGCUUUUGGAGGGACAAUUUCUUGCAUCCGGUCGGUCAUAUUCAUAAUCAGAAACUAUUUCCCACAUCUGCAUCCGCAUCGACAUAUUCCUUUGUGUGCAACUGGUUUCGUACCUUUCGUCUUGUAUCAAAAUUGAGUAGUCAGUUAUACAAUCCCUUGCAUAUGUCCCUAUCCUCAUUGUAUUUUAGUCCGCAAUGACAGUGCAUAGCUCCAUUUACGUUGCUAUUGUCCAGUCAGCAGUUGCUCGCAGAUAAUGGUACUCAGGGAGAUACCAGGAGACUUAAGUCUACUCUUCGGAUCUGGCAGCAUGGCAGUAAGCAAUUGCAGACGCCCAUUUGACCUUCUUGUGGCUUGCCUUCAUGAGCCACAGUAUCAAACAUAUGUCUAUAUGCUUUGUUUGCAGUUCAUAUUACGCCGAUAUCUACUGACCGAGCAGUCGCUUCUUCAAGA
Somion occarium is the source of this 3880-nucleotide messenger RNA. NCBI's taxonomy places the organism in Eukaryota, Fungi, Basidiomycota, Agaricomycetes, Polyporales, Cerrenaceae. The record is from the annotation of a GenBank genome assembly.